Messenger RNA from Hermetia illucens (black soldier fly), 541 nucleotides. Its product is annotated as cuticle protein 16.5-like. Lineage: Eukaryota; Metazoa; Arthropoda; Insecta; Diptera; Stratiomyidae. The coding region runs from base 36 to 494 and encodes 152 amino acids. The transcript has 2 exons. The record is from RefSeq and is a predicted model, not a curated record.
UCAAAUUCAACUAUAAAAGUUUGCAGACGAUCGAAAUGCGACAUCAUUCACUUAUCGCUUCUUUGGCAAAGUCAUCCACCCACAAAAAACUCAAAAUGUUCAAAUUGGCAAUUGUUGUUUUGGCUGUUGUUGCUUGCGUUUGCGGCAAACCAGGGAUUGUUGCUCCAAUUGCUUACAGUGCUCCAGUUGUAGCCGCUGCUCCAGCCGUUGUUACCGCUACAAGCUCCCAGGUGGUUGCUCGCAAUUACAAUGGAAUUGCUGCUGCUCCAGUCGUUGCCGCCGCCCCUGUUGUAGCUGCUGGUCCAGCCGUAGUAACUGCCAAGAGCUCCCAAGUUGUUGCCCGUAAUUACAAUGGAAUUGCCGCCGCUCCAGUUGUCGCUGCUGCUGCCCCUGUUGCAUACACUGCCCCAGCAAUCGCUGCUCCAGUAGCUUACUCCGCUGCCAUUUCAUCCCCAUUUGCUCCUUUGACCUAUUCAGCCCCUCUUCUCCUAUAAUUUAUAAGAUGAUAAAAAUGGUACAAAGCUAAUUUAUGAGAUUGCAU